Molecule: messenger RNA, 1842 nt
Organism: Colletotrichum lupini
Lineage: Eukaryota; Fungi; Ascomycota; Sordariomycetes; Glomerellales; Glomerellaceae
Product: ZIP Zinc transporter
Exons: 9
Coding region: 1-1842 (613 amino acids)
Biological process (GO): transmembrane transport; zinc ion transport
Cellular component (GO): membrane
Molecular function (GO): metal ion transmembrane transporter activity
Source: RefSeq, a predicted model, not a curated record
AUGAAAAAUUCGUCGUCUCGCGGCUACAAUAAAAGGCGCUCGAGGUUUUGUUUGUUUGUCGAGGUUGUCCUCGAGGGUCGAUCGAGAGCUUCUUUUUUUGCGACGAAAUCAGCCUCGGGGGGAACGCGCAGUCUAAAGCAGUGUCGCGACGAGACGCGCCUUCGAGCCCUCUUGGAUCAAUCGCAGCCGCAGAAGGAGCAAGCAGCAAGCAGCAGGAAGCAGGAAGCAGCCACGGGAAGGAGCCACAGGAUUACGACAUGGGGUGACAAGGCCCAGAAGGGGGGCGCCUGGAGCCUAGCGACCAAUGAUGUUGCGCCCGCUGUCCCGGUAGGUGCGCCAUCCAUUGCGAGCCAUCUCAGCUCCCCCAACCUCGACGAUAAUUCUCCCUCUCAAUCUUUUUGGCCAUCUGCCGAUUUCCCACCUCAGCCAAUCGCAACUGCGCCAGAGCUGCCAUCGACAAUUGAGGAAUUUCAGACAUGCUGGCGUGAUCCAACAAAGCCUCGACCAACCCUCUUCCACUCUCUCUUCUUACUCUUCCCUCUCAACCGUCCCUCUCCAAUUUACGCACACGCCGAAUCGCAGUCGGAUCGACGCUCUCUACUCGAGUAUGGGAGGACUACUGUUGCUGCUCUUGCUGAGCCUUCAGCUCCUAGCCAGGCGACGGUCAUGGCCUUGGCGUCCUUCUUCGCCGGCUCAAUACCACUCGCGAUAACCCUCACACAGUCGCAACUCCGAUUGAUAUCAAGCGUGGGAGUCGGUAUAUUGGUCGGGACAUCUAUGAUUGUCAUCAUACCCGAAGGUAUCGAAGCUGUCACAACCACCGGCGGGCACUCGCAUAGCAAAAGGAGCUUGGUGGAUGCGGCUGGAAAGCAAGGGAGGCCCGCUAUUCGAUGGGUGACAGACGGAGAAAUACCCCAGUUGGCAGACACUGUCAGCUCUGUGCGGAUUGUUGAAGAAGAGCUUCAUGCCAUUGGCCGUGAUGUGGAACACACUGCAAAGCUGCACAGUCGGGAGGAGCAGGACGAGCAUGGCCACGAGCAACCCCCGGCAGCCGCCCCCGGCCCCGAACCUCAUCACGAUGAGCCGAAGCACGAGAACGAGGUACCGACCUUCUACAUCGGCCUGUCCAUGAUCCUCGGCUUCGUUCUCAUGUACCUCAUCGACAGGCUGCCCCGUCACGCAGCAGGCGGCAGCGGAUCAGAGCCGCAGAUGCGUCACGUCAGUCUGGAUAACCUUGGUGGUUCAUCGAGCGUUGGCGACGAGGAAACGGAAGGCUUCCUCGGGCCUCUUGCGCCCCCACCAAAACAAUCUCGAAGCCUAGCAACUACCAUCGGUCUGGUGAUCCAUGCCGCAGCGGACGGCAUUGCCAUGGGCGCGUCCACGUCCACGUCAAACACCAAGUUGGGGCUUAUAAUAUUCGUCGCCAUUAUGGUCCACAAGGCGCCCGCAGCAUUUGGUCUGACAUCGGUGCUUCUGAAGCAGGGAUUGUCCAAACGAACGGCGCGAGGACAUCUCAUCGUCUUCAGCCUCGCUGCCCCUUUUGGAGCUCUUAGUACCUGGGCCAUCAUUCGAAUCUUGGGCGGUGGAAAUUUUGAGGGAGAAUCUGGUCAGUGGUGGACGGGUAUGCUUCUGCUCUUCUCAGCAGGAACGUUUCUGUUUGUUGCGAUGCAUGCCAUGCAGGAAGACGGCAGCUCUCCUAAGCACGAACACGGCGGCAUGAACGGCUUUUCCGACGGAAAUGGCACACAAAGAGGCCAGCAGAGGCCGCAGAUGCGUGAUACUUUUGCGACAGUUGCUGGCAUGCUCCUGCCGCUUCUUACCCAGUUUGGACAUCACCACUGA